Musa acuminata subsp. malaccensis (wild Malaysian banana) is the source of this 659-nucleotide messenger RNA. Lineage: Eukaryota; Viridiplantae; Streptophyta; Magnoliopsida; Zingiberales; Musaceae. The record is from RefSeq and is a predicted model, not a curated record.
AUGUGCUUUUGCACCACCGAACUGAUCCGACCCCGAUCCCGCGUCGAUGGCACGCAAGUCGGCGCGGAUGUGAAACACAACCGUGCAUGCCUCGUGUUAUCUCAGUUCCUAUUGGAACCUUCCAGCCUCCGCCUCUAUUGGUCUCGCCCUACCAUCUUGUUCCUAGUCGGCGGAGGCAUUCUUCCUGCAGGAGGGGAGGAGGAUGACUCAUAUCCUUAUCUGAGAUCGAGGGAGGUCGACCGACAGAGGUCGCAAACCCGAAAGGCUCAGAUGAAGCAGAGAGACGACGGCCUGACCCCUGAACAGCGCCGCGAGAGGGAUGCGAAAGCGCUGCAGGAGAAGGCAGCUAAGAAGGCUGCAGGAGCAGCGGCAGGAGGGGGAGGCGCCACCGACUCCAAAAACAAAGGCAACGCCAAGAAGUAGCAACCGGAGUUCGAUCAUUCGGUAAAAAAAAGACAUCUUUGGUUGAGUGUCAUACUGUCAUGUUGUAGUCUUAUCUGUUUUCUUCCUGAUGGUUCUCAUCUGUUGAUGUUGCAUGAACUAUGCAUGCUGAAUGGUCUGUUUUCUGUGCAACUUAGUUCUGAUCCUGAUGUAGCUACUGAUUGAUUUUGAGGGCGUGCACCUAAUAAAUGAAGAGAUGCUUUGCAUAAGCUUCUUAA